This is a messenger RNA of Salvia splendens (bonfire salvia), 1028 nucleotides long. Its product is annotated as translin. Lineage: Eukaryota; Viridiplantae; Streptophyta; Magnoliopsida; Lamiales; Lamiaceae. Gene Ontology annotation, molecular function: sequence-specific DNA binding; RNA binding; single-stranded DNA binding. Gene Ontology annotation, biological process: RNA metabolic process. The record is from RefSeq and is a predicted model, not a curated record. The transcript has 7 exons. The coding region runs from base 11 to 880 and encodes 289 amino acids.
UCCAGUAAACAUGAAAACGGCGUUUCGAAGCGCCAUUUGUGCAACACUCGCAAUUUUCUCCCGCUCUUCCCUAAACCCUACCCACCACUCCCACUCUCCCAUUCUCUUUCACCGCAACCGCCGCGCCGCUCUAUUUCCGGCUAAACCUUCUCUUUUCACUUCUAUGGCAAGCUCCGACGCUCCUCUCUCACCUACCAUCCACGUGCUGGAAAAGCAGUUCGAGGAGUUCCGCCACCAGCUCGAUGAUUCCGGCAGCUUGCGCGACCGUAUUCGCAGCGUGUCUAUCGAAAUUGAGUCCGCCACCAGGCUCAUGCAUUCCAGCCUUAUGCUUGUUCAUCAAUCUCGCCCUUUACCUGAGGUGUUGGAGAAGGCCACGGGGCAGAUUGACGCGCUGAGAGGACUAUUUAGUAAGCUUGCAGAAAUUAUGCGUGAAUGUCCUGGCCAAUAUUAUAGGUACCAUGGCGAUUGGAGGAGUGAAACUCAGGCUGUUGUAUCAGUUCUUGCUUUCAUGCAUUAUUUAGAAACCGAAAGUCUUCUUUUGCAUGCAGAAGCUGAGGAGAAACUUGGGUUAAAUCCGUCAGAGUUUGGCCUCGAUACUGAAGACUAUCUCACUGGUAUCUGUUUUAUGUCCAAUGAUUUGCCUAGGUAUGUGGUAAACCGGGUGACUGCUGGAGACUAUGACUGUCCAAGAAAAGUAUUGGCGUUUUUGACUGAUUUGCAUGCGGCAUUUCGGAUGCUCAACCUCCGGAACGACUUUUUGCGCAAGAAAUUUGAUGGAAUGAAAUAUGACCUUAGAAAGGUUGAAGAAGUUCACUAUGAUGUGAAAAUCAGAGGAUUGGCAACAGAUGCAGAAUCAAAGGGAGAUGGAGAAAAAUCAUGAACUAUAUAUUUCCUUUUGCACGUGGCUUGAUUUCAGCCCUUUUUGUAGUAUGAUUUUCAAUGUUUUCAUCUGCAUGUUCAAAGACCGCAUCCUUGAUGAUUUUAGUUGGCAUUCGAAUUUAAAAGAAGCCGCAUAAGUAUAUUCGUAA